This is a messenger RNA of Chelmon rostratus (copperband butterflyfish), 1329 nucleotides long. Its product is annotated as transmembrane protein 272-like. The record is from RefSeq and is a predicted model, not a curated record. The transcript has 5 exons. Bases 121 to 693 code for a protein of 190 amino acids. Lineage: Eukaryota; Metazoa; Chordata; Actinopteri; Chaetodontiformes; Chaetodontidae.
GGUCUGUCCUGUCCACUGCUGUCCACAGUAUCAAAACAUCCGCUUUGUAGAAAUCCCCAGUUGUUCUUCUAAGUUUCGCUUACUGAAGUCAUUCGACCGAGCGUUCAAGGAGAGGAAGCAAUGACAGCCCCACCUACAGGCCGCCCAGUCGCAAUAACCGUUGGUGCCAUAUGGAGGUUUCACUUGAAACCUCCACCGCCCAGACCCCCAAGACUAUCAGAUGCAGUUACAGCGGGAUGGGUUGUCUUAACUCUGGCACGAGUCAUCUACGGCGUUGCCUAUUUCAAUGAGUGCCCUCAGCAACCGAACAUUCCCAACUACCUGUUAGGUCUGGCUCUGAUACCACUGCUAAUGAUACCAUUUGUGACCCUCCCCUGCGAGAGCGAGGCAGCUCAGCCACAGGAGCACCCCAAGGGUCUCAAAGCCUGCCUGUUGUGUUUGAUAGGCCUGUUCAUCUUCAUGUGGAACCUGGCAGGUGGCGUGUUGGUCUUCUCAGUCUAUCAGCCCAACUAUGAUCCCACAGCAGCUGACGGUCUUUACUGUGAUAAGACCCUGUACACGUUCGCCUUCUGGAACGCAGUGUGGGAGACUUUGGGAAUUUGUUUCCACCUAGCCAAACUCUGCAAAGGGCUGCUGUGUUGUGUGAUGGUGAAUCCUGCACCAGCAAACGGAGACUUCUAUAGCAACGUAUGAGGCAUGGAUGGAUCAAAGAUUGACAUAAUUAUCUGCAUGAAAUGAUAUUGCAUUUUGCUCACUGAGUUGGUCUUUGCAGUAAUUUUCUAAUCCUUUGUGCAGGGGAGGAAUUAUCUCCAACAGUCAUAUGCAGCUUCUUGGGAAUCAGGUUUAGGUUUUCAUCUAUAUGUGAGAGAGUGAAUGUUUUUUAUAGGCCUCCAACUGACAGUUAUUUAAAUUGUGGAUUAAUCUGCCAAUUAUUUAUCCUAUUAAGCUGUUGGCCAUUGCAGAACUUGGAGGCUGGACAAGGGAAAAGCUGGAAUUCUUCUGAUCAAAAUAGUUGCCAAUUCAUCUUCUAUCAGUCAACUAAUCUAUAAAUAAUUCUCCCCCCAUAAUUUUGUAGUUUCCCUCUAAAUGUGGUUAUUGUUAUGGUUUUUUAACCGUAUGUGUUCAUUGGUUUCUAUUUUCCACUUUGUUUUUGACAAAUUGUAAUUAUUUUUCUUUGGCAUUGACUGUUUUGUCCCCAAAGAUGUGUAAAGUUGUAAGUUUUACUAUAUGUACUAUUUAUGUUUAUCUAUGUGCUGAGUAUUUGUUUAAGUUAAUAUGUAUUUUUGCUAGAAUGUCGGUUUUAAAUAAAGGUUGUUGGUUUAAACUGUA